UGUGUUAACUGAUGGGGGGCAUAUCUGGUCUUCUCCUUUCUCAUACUUUUGCUGAACUCAGAGACAAAUUUGCUAAUCACAUUGUGGUGCUUAUUACCUGAAAAAUAUUGUGAAUGAUGCCAUACUGGGGCCUACACAGAGGGAUCAUUUACAUUUUGCUCUGGCUGGGGCUUGAUGCUGGAACUAGUGUUGAUGUUCUUUAGGACUUCAGGCUGCUCGAAUCUGAAUGUUGUUUGAACUGUUUUUACCUGGCAAGAACCUUACUUUGAAUGAUGGUUAUAUCUUACCAUCAUCAUCUUUAAUCAUGUGAAAUUCGUGUAUUCUGUAGAUCAACAUAGUAAUUUCGAAAUAAGUUGCAGUAAAAAUCUUGGAGGCAGAAUUACAAGCCUUAAAUAACACAUGUAAGCUUUUCGAGGUUUAAUUCCUUAUAUUACAGUAUAAGUGAAAACCUCAUGGCCGCCUGGCCGGAACAGGCUGCAACAGCAAGGCCCCAAACCUGAUUUUUCAUUAUUAAGUCUCAUGUGCUCAGCAUACUCCUUUUACACGUCUCUACACAUAUGACCCUCUGUUCAAAUGCCUUAAAUUGUUUGCAGAUUUUGAACCUCUUUCUUCUGUCAGCAUUGGUGGUUUUCUCAUGUUAUCAGUUGACACUUAAUUCUUUUUUAAGCAGAGUUGACACUUAGUUCUGUUGAUUGAUAUAUGCAGCUAAAAUAUCAACCCAGGAAUGGCAAUGUCUUGGACACGAGCAUUGAAGCAUGGAGUUACUCCAAGGGAUGCAGCUCAACUGGUCGGGAUAAGAGGCUUUGCAGCUCAGGCCAAGGGAAAGAAGGGUGGGAAAGGUGGUGCGGCUGAUGCUAAACCUGUGCUCAGCAAAGAAAUGAAGAGUACAACUGUGUUUGGGGCAAAUAUCCUGAAGGAGGGUUCUGACCCGAAGAUCCAACCAGAUUCGGAGUACCCUGACUGGCUGUGGCACCUGGUUGACAAGCGUCCUGUGCUGAGCGAGCUGCGGAGGAAAGAUGCCAAGACACUGCCUUAUGAAGACCUGAAGCGUUUCGUCAAGUUGGACAACCGGGCUAGGAUCAAGGAAAACAAUGCUCUCACUGCUAAGAACUGAUCAGGAGAAUCACAUCUCAUGUAGUGGUCAAAGUAAGCAUAUUGUCCUGUCUUUUGUUACAAGGUUUAUUAGUUACUUUUGGUAAUAAUGGAGUGACUUAUUUGCUUGGCUCAGUACAAUGUAGGCUAUGUGACCAACAUGCUGUUUGUCAUGUUCUUGUUUAGAGGUAACUUCUGUAUCUUGCAGCAAAUCCUGUAGGAAGUUUCCCAUGCUCUUGCUUGGCUUGGUACACUGUUUUGCAGCAGGAGUUUUAAGCCUAUCAAUAGAAAGACAGAGAUAUUUGAAUA
Triticum urartu is the source of this 1401-nucleotide messenger RNA. The record is from RefSeq and is a predicted model, not a curated record. NCBI's taxonomy places the organism in Eukaryota, Viridiplantae, Streptophyta, Magnoliopsida, Poales, Poaceae.